Cyclocybe aegerita is the source of this 717-nucleotide messenger RNA. The record is from the annotation of a GenBank genome assembly. Lineage: Eukaryota; Fungi; Basidiomycota; Agaricomycetes; Agaricales; Hemipholiotaceae.
AUGAACUGUAGAAUUCGCACGUUCGAAACUAAUCACCUUUCAACAAUUUCCAAACCAAUGGCAUUCAAAUCGUUGACAAUUUCUUUCCUUUGCUAUCUCUGUUUCUCUCGAGCCGUGCUAGCACUUCGCGUCAUUGGUCCUGCGCAGGGCUCUUUCGCAAAGAAGCAAAUUAUCAAAGACGCAACCGCGCUCGCCGAUGCUCGUCUUUCUGCCAUGGAAUAUGCGCUGAACCACGCUUCUGAGGCCUGUUGGAGAGCACAUAUGGAAAAUGCCUUCGGAAGAUACGCAAAUCUGAACGGCAUCCGAACCGUUAUUCAACAGUUCAGAAACGGGCGAUACCGCAUGGAAGAGCCUGAAUCCAAAGGACUAGGAAUGGGCCACUAUGACACGGCGCAAGAUGUGGUGGAAUUCGGACACUCCUUUUUCACUUCGGGAGUAGAGAUCCGUGCAGGUGCAGUUAUGCAUGAGGCAUCCCAUGCAAUUGCGCGGACAGUCGACCAUUUCACUCCCCAAGGACAGCCGGUUCCUCAGGGACAAACACCACCACCGGGCAGUGUCUUGGGAUACGUCGAUAGUAAACUCGAUGUGCUCAAGGCAAAUCCCCUCUUCGGGCCGACUAUCCACCUGAACGCUGAUUCCUAUCGGUUGUUGGCACAUACGCUCGCCACAAGUCUCAGUGCACCUCUUGUUCGAAGAGGACUGGAAGGCGAAACCUGA